GUGCCUCAUGAUCGCUUCCGGAUUGCUCGAAGCCGGUGUCGGAAUCUGGUGCUUCGUGGACAGCGACUUGGCUUCGAAACUCGACGAUGUCCCUCUUCUUUACAAUUCUUCAGCGCCUCCUUCGUCCUCCACCAGCAGGAAGAGCCUCGAAGUCGCCUAUUUGCCCAUGGAAGAGGGCGAGUACGGCGUGAGUCAGUCUGUGCUCCACCUGAAGUCUUGGUAUGGUCAGCCCGCCCAUGCUGAGUACACGCGGGUAGUGGAUCACGUGCAGGAGAGACUCUCGUGUUGCGGACUCACGGGCCCGAAGGACUACCUCUCGAGCGAGUGGGAGGAGCAAGCUAACGCCUCCUUUGCCGUCGUCCCUCGCUCCUGCUGCAUCACCAUCCUGCCGGAGGACGCAGCAGCCGUGCCCGUCGGGCGCAGGAGCGACCAAGGCAGCGCCGUCGUGGCCUCCUCGAGGGGCUCGUGGAGGGAGUACGGCGGCGAGGGAGGCUGUGACGUCAGGAGGCUGUCCCCGAGGCACUCGCAGGGAUGUUUACAGUUAUUACCGUCUUGGGUAAAGCAGAACUUCGCUGCCACUGGAGGCGCUCUCCUGGUCGUCGCUCUCUUCCAGAUUUCGGGCGCGGUGGUCACGAUCGUCCUCAGAAAGCAGUUCAAAUCUUUCGGCUGCAGGGACGUGCCGCCCAUCGAGACCCUCCUGUUCUAAGUUACACGCCCACCGCCCGCGUUGUCAGCUAACCACGCCCACCGCCCGUGAUGUCGGCUAACCACGACCACCGCCCGCGUUGUCGGCUAACCACACCCACCGCCCGCGUUGUCGGCUAACCACGCCCACCGCCCGUGAUGUCGGCUAACACGCCCACCGCUCGCGUUGUCGGCUAACCACGCCCACUCCCGCGUUGUCGGCUAACCACGCCCACCGCCCGCGUUGUCGGCUAACCACGCCCACCGCCCGCGUUGUCGGCUAACCACGCCCACGCCCUAUGCUUGGGUGGUGCCCUUACGGCUGGGUUAAAGUGUUUUAUCUCCUCUGGGUCUGCUGUUGACAGGCUUGAAGAUCUGCCUACCACAAUGUGUAAUGGGAAAUGUCAAUAACCUGUAAAUAUAUGGAACUGGACGUAAAUACAGAGAGGCGGAUGCCCCAGCCGCCUGCCAUGACAUAUCAUACUUAACUGAGGGGUAACUAUAGGGUGUGUUUGAUGAUCUGUAAAUAUAUAGAACUCCCCAUUUUUUUUUUUUCUUUUCUUUUUCUUCUUCUUCCUCUUUUUCUUAUUUCUUCU
This is a messenger RNA of Penaeus vannamei (Pacific white shrimp), 1280 nucleotides long. The record is from RefSeq and is a predicted model, not a curated record. NCBI's taxonomy places the organism in Eukaryota, Metazoa, Arthropoda, Malacostraca, Decapoda, Penaeidae.